UCUUUACUUCCCUGCCUCUCGCUCUGUGUGUUGCCUGGGCGGGGGAUAGCAGCGCGUGAAGCUCUUCAGUCUGGCAGGAGAGCAUUUCUCUGCCAGGAUGGUUGCAACUCGUCUCCCUGGACGUUCACAGCGGAGCGACAGGCAGGCGGCUGAAUGGGGCACCCCAACAACGCCACGCCGGGGCUGCGGCUGGUGCGUAUCUUCCGUCUCCCCCGUUCUCCUUCCAGGCUUUACAGUUGCUUCUUCCGCUAUGUAUAGUUGCUUAAACAGGCAGCCGAGCAGCCUCGUCGCGGAUAGGAAAGCGGGACUGGACACUUCUGCUGCCUGCUAGGACGUGAAGAAAAGACGUCUUGGAUUUGCUUGGGAGUCGAACCUGGUUUUGAGAUAAUUAAGUGGGUCAGAUUAAUGGGUCAAGAUUAGAACAAGACAAAAGAGGGAUCGGGGAAACUGAUGAAACAACACGAAAGAGUCAAAGGUCAGGAAAGAGCAUAGAAUCGGAAUGAGCCUGAUGACUGCAAAUUGGCAAUGAGGUGCAGGGAUUCUUCCACCAUUACACUAGGACAGUAUCUUACAGGACAUGUCUUUAAAUUACAUCAAGAACUUCUAUGAAGGAUGUCUUAGGCCUCCAACAGUGAUUGGUCAAUUCCACACGCUCUUCUUUGGCUCAGUUCGAAUGUUCUUCCUUGGCGUUUUGGGCUUUGCGGUUUAUGGGAACGAAGCCUUGCACUUCAGCUGCGAGCCAGACAAGAGGGAAGUUAAUCUGUUUUGUUACAACCAAUUCAGGCCCAUAACCCCACAGGUAUUCUGGGCUUUACAGCUAGUGACCGUACUGGUACCUGGAGCCAUUUUCCAUCUUUAUGCUGCAUGUAAAAGCAUCACACAGGAAGAUAUCCUCCAAAGCCCUGCCUACACCGUUUUUUAUAUUCUCUCUGUUCUGUUAAGGAUCAUCCUUGAAGUUGUGGCUUUUUGGCUUCAGAGUCAGCUCUUUGGUUUCCAGGUGAAUCCACUCUACAGAUGUGAUACAGGAGCCCUUGAUAAAAAGUUUAAUAUUACCAGAUGCAUGGUACCAGAACACUUUGAAAAGACCAUCUUCCUUAUUGCUAUGUACACAUUUACGGUGAUUACAAUUAUGUUGUGUAUUGCAGAGGUUUUUGAGAUUUUGUGUAGAAGAUUGGGCUUCUUGAACAGUCCUGAAUAGUCAUUACUGUUAGAAUGAAUUGCUCCCAUUUGUUCACUAUCACACAUUUGUUCACUGUCACAGUGGAGUACUCAAACUGAAACAAAUUGUCUUCUUUAAAUACAAAAGGCUGCAUCCUGGUGAAAGGGCUGUAAACUAGCACCAUGGUGUUUCUGCAAGCCAUCUUCCCCACCACUUCCUCUCAGCUGUAGUUCCCUGAGCCCCCUGAAAAGCUGUUCCUGAAGGUCAGGGGAUCCUUGGGAAUGGCAGGGGAAGGGGAUAUGCCUCAGAGAGCAGCAGUGGAAGAGGGAAAUCUGAUUCAUCUCUCCCACUACAGCUCUGUGUGCCACAUCCCACACUAUUCCCAAGGGUCCCCUGGCCUCCAAGAGCAGUUUUUUGGAGGGUCAGGGUGCUGUCAUUGGAAAGAGGUGGCAGGGGAAAUUGUGUGAGCUCAAUUGCACUUCUGCUAGCUAGGAUAGAGCCCGAAGUCUGGUAGCACCGUAAUACUCCCUUUAGAUAUAUGCAUAAUUCUACUGGAAAUUAUCAUUUAUGGGGGUGGGGUUAGUCAUUACUAAUAAAAAUAUGCUUGACACACUGAUCUGAAGCAUAUAUACGCAGAACAAAGCCCCACUGAGUUCAGUGAGAGUUUUGCUCCAGAAUGUAGGAUCACAGCAUAAGGCUAAGAUCCUAAGACCAUUUCAAUGGCAUUGAUUGUUUGUCUGGUGAACUCAAUGCAAUUUAAUUCUGAAUAAAUAAAUAAGAAGUAGUAAGAUUGUAAUAUGACUUUAUUGAAUCUAGUAGAGACAAACAAAUCUAAUUUAUUCCAUAACUUAAGGCAAAUUGGCUAGAACAAGCUACUUUAGAAUAUCAGAAACACAUGUCUUAGCUUUAAAUUCUGUGCUUUCUGAUAUGAAAGGACAAGCCAAUGUUUUAUCAUAAUUAGUUAACUAAUUAUGAUACUCAAACUGUAUUGUUAAUCAUCACACAUUUUUAUACAAUGGAAUUCUCAGACUGAAACAAAUUGCCUUCUUUAAAUACAAAGGGCUAUAUCCUAGCCAAAGGGCUGCAACACUACUCAUAAAAUGAUAGCAUUAGAUAGCAUUGAGAGAGCUAAAAAUUGCCCAUGGAACUUUAACAAUCAGUUUUGUACUCUCCGAGACAUCACAUGAUAAUGUAGCUUUUGAUUCUACAAAGUAGUUUCUGUUAAAGGCAUACUAAUAUGUGUUAUUUGCCACUUGUAAACCACAGUGCUCAGACAGAUCAGCAUGUUCUAUUUUCUUUUCUUUACCACCCUGAUUAUCUUUGAUAAAACAUGGAUAAAUUAUCUCCUAUCUCAUUGUUUUAUAUUUCUACUUGUGCAGUAAUUUGCCAGAGCUAUUUCAUUUAAUAUCUCAUGCAUUAUCUAUGGUAGGAAGAAAGAAACCUUAUACAGCAUUUUCUGCAAUUUUAGAUUAGAUAGAGGUCAUUCACACAAUCAAAAACUGUGCUGUAUCCAGGUUUGGGAGCUUUGUGUACUCCAAGUUUUUGCUUGUGUGGAAGCAAGGUAGGAGGAAAGGCUACCCAGGUUUAAGUCUCAUUGUGUUCAGUGGAGCUUACUCUCUAGUGAGUUAGAAAUUGCAGUCUUAGGCACACUUAUAUGGAAAUAUAUUUCAUUAAAUGCAGUGGUACUUACAUCUAAGGAAACAUGCAUAAGUUCAGACAGCAUGGCUAGCAUCCUAGACAGUUUCUAGGGAGUAAGUCUUAAUGAAGGUAGUUAGAUUUAUUUCCCUGUAAACAUGAAUAGGAUGUGGCUGCAAGGCCUCAGUUUUACUUGGAUGUAAGCCCAUUGAAUAAAGUGGGAUUUCUGAGUAAACUACUCAGCACUGGAGUGUUGAGCUGCUCAGCAACACAGACAAUAUUUACGAGAUUUUGUCAUCUGAUCUUGAAUUUAAAACAUCUAAUAGUAUUCAGCCAUUGCUAGACUCAUAUUGGAACCCAUCUUGAAUUAAAUACAAAUCACAGUCCCAAAGCAACCUCUGGUAGUCUCACUCAUGCUAUACACUAUUAUUUGUUACAAUAUAACUCCAUACAUUAAAAAAGCAAAAUAAACAAAUAACAGCACAGUAAAAGAGAAACCUGAGGAUACAAUAAAUUUGCCAUGGUGCAACCAUACCUUCUCCAACUUGGGCGCUUCCGGCCAGCUAGCAUCGGCUAACAGUGUUUAAGCAACUGGCAGUGCAGUGUAGCUCUUACAGUUUGUCUAGGAAGCCAGUGCAUGGCCUUCUUCAAAUAUGGCCCUUUCAUACUUACCGUAAGUGUACCUUCAGGAUAAUCCAAAUAUCUUCUUUCUAUCUACCAGACCUUGUUAUCUCUUUCUCUUACUCCACUAUAGAUUCUAUACUUCUGCAUAUACAGAUCAGUUUUCAAUACCAUUGACCAUGUGAAUCAUCUGAGGGAUUUGGUAAUAGGGGGUACUGCUUUCCAGUGGUUCCAUUCCUAUAUUUAAGGCAAAUUCCACAUUUCAGAUGGUGUCACUUGGGGAUAGUUGCUCUGUAAAAUGAGAGCUAUUGUAUGGUGUCCUUCAGGGCUCAGUCCUAUCCCAGAUGCUUUUUUAAAUCUACAUGAAACCGCUGGGUGAGAUCAUCAGGAGAUUUGGAGCAGGGGCUUAUCAAUAUGCUGAUGACAUCCAAAUCUAUUUCUCCAUGACAUCAUCAAGAAAUGGCAUAGCUCCCCAAAAUGCCUGGCUUCAGGCAGUAAUGGGAUGGAUGAGGAACAAUACAUUGAAGCUGAAUCUAAACAAGACAGAGGUACUAAUGGUGAGGAAUCAUAAUUCAAGGGACAUGAUAGAAUUUCUUGUUCUGGAUGGGGUCACAUUUCCCCUAAAAGAAGAGAUACAUAAUUUAGGAGUGCUUCUAGACCCAGGCCUCAACCUUCUCUCUCAGGUGGAGGCUAUGGCCAGGAGCACUUUCUAUCAACUUUGGUCGAUAUGGCAGCUGUAUCCAUUUGAAGAUAAUGAUCUCAAAACUGUGGUGCACUCACUGGUAACGUCUAGGCUUGACUACUGCAAUGUGCUUUAUGUGGGGCUGCCUUUGUAUGUUCAGAAACAUCAGUUAGUUCAAAAUGCAGCAGCCAGAUUGGUCUUCGGGAUUUCUCAGAGAGACCAUAUUGUGCCUGUUUUAAACAGUUGUACUGGCUGCCAAUAUGUUUCCAGGAAAAAUACAAAGUGCUAGUAAUUACCUUUAAAGCCCUAAACAGUUUAGGACCGAGUUACCUGGGAGAGCACCUUCUUCAGUAUGAUCCCCACUGCACAUUAAGAUCAUCAGGAGAGGUCCAUCUCUGGCUUCCACCAGCUUGUCUGACAGCAGUUUGGGAUCGGGCCUUCUCUGUAGCUUCUCUUGGGCUCUGGAAUGCACUCAGUAUGGAUAUUAGAGGCUUAAGAGCUUUAACAGCCUUUAAAAGAGCCCUUAUAUCUUUUUAGCCUGGCCUUUAGUGAUUACUGAAAUAAUUUUAAACUGGUUUUAAUUUUGUUUUUAAUGAGUUAUUUAUUUUGUUUUAUCUGUUUUUAUAUUUGUGAACUACCUAGAGCCAUCUAGGUGAGGCGGUAUAAAAAUCUAAUAAGUAGUAAAUAAAUAAAUAAAUAAAUUAGCUUUUCAAUGCACCAUAGUUCCAAAUGUGUGUACACAGGAGAUACAAACAUGCAUUCACAGCUUCUUCAUAACCUUCCAGCAGCAGCUCCUGUUGCAUUAGCCAACAGAUGAGCCACUUCUAAACACAUACACAGAGCAUAAAAAGCAGUUGAUUCUUAUAAGCAAACUAUAUAAGCAGCAGUUGCUAGAAAAGGCAAUGGAAAAAGCUGUAUUUGGCAGCAUAUUCAGUUCUUUAGCGUGGACAGUUUUUACAAUACUGUACUAUGAACUUAAAAUUUAAAAGACAAGGAAAUAUCAGUAAAAGAUGUUUACAAGACGAAACUUAUUCUUCAAAACCCUAGGAGAAAUCCCAGUCCAGUUGGAAGCAGUUGGAACUCUCCUAUUUGAAAUGUGUAUAAUACAGCUUUCAUCCAAAGGGCUCCAUGUGGCACAAAUAACUGUGAGGGAGGUUAGAGAGUGACUUGCCCAAGAUCCCCAAAAGAGAUCCAUACUUUAGUGAGGAUUUGAACCUGGGUUUCAAGCAAUGGCACCAAAGUGGCCUCCACUAGUCAUGUGAAUAAUUUGUAUUGAUCAGUGUUUAAUCCAGGACUUGACUAAUUUUAUCUGGAUCUGGGAGCUAGCCCAAACAUUUAGAAGCCAGACAAUGGACACAUGACAGGAUUAGCAGACGUAAUGACAGGUAUUAUUGUGGAGAGGGAAGAUGAAUGGGCUUCUUUUUAUCCCCUUUACAAGUAACACACUUAAAACAGAACCUGGGCUGCCUGGGACAAAUAUUUGAUGACAUAACUCUGCUUCGGAAUAUCCUAAUUUAUAUGCCACAGUUAAAUGAUAAAUGCCAUGAUUUCUUGGCACUUGGGAUUUGUCAAGCCCUGGUUUAAACUGUCAGUAACAAAACCAGCUCCACCAUAUUUAGUGAGUGACUAAGAUGAGCAGAAUUCGUGUUUGUUAAUGUUUGCUGUUCAGAUCCAAAAUAUGUAUUUGCAAUCCUAAACAAUAGUACUGUUUAUAUCAUAGUUGACUGUUUUAUGUUUCUGCAUGGACAUAAGUCAGAUUUCAUGUGAGCCUGUUAAGUACUGUAUGUGGAGGGGGAGGAGGUUGCUUUCGGUUAGAUUGGCCAGCUUUUCAACCAGCUUCUGCUUCUGUGGUUUCAACACCAGCUUGAUCUGUAGACAUUAAUAUGAGAUAGUUGUCUCUAUGCCCUGAAAGCUUUAUUUGUGGUUUACUGCAGAUCAGACUGAUGCUAAAAGAACAAGAGCUAGCUGGCGGCGGGGUGUUGUCUGGUCAGUUUGCAAUCCAGCUUUAAAUUAUUUAAUGUGUUUUGUUCAGUUGCUAAAUGAAUAUUAUUGUUUCAUCAAAUAUCCAUCCAUGUUUCUAGAGAAGCUGUUUAUAUCAAAUUUAAUGUAUAAUCUCAGGUACAAUAAAAACUUUUUACG
This is a messenger RNA of Hemicordylus capensis (graceful crag lizard), 6236 nucleotides long. RefSeq names its product gap junction protein epsilon 1 (gene GJE1). NCBI's taxonomy places the organism in Eukaryota, Metazoa, Chordata, Lepidosauria, Squamata, Cordylidae. Bases 578 to 1198 code for a protein of 206 amino acids. Gene Ontology annotation, cellular component: connexin complex. Gene Ontology annotation, biological process: cell communication. The record is from RefSeq and is a predicted model, not a curated record. The transcript is spliced from 4 exons.